Molecule: messenger RNA, 5475 nt
Organism: Osmerus eperlanus (European smelt)
Lineage: Eukaryota; Metazoa; Chordata; Actinopteri; Osmeriformes; Osmeridae
Gene: prr14
Product: proline rich 14
Exons: 10
Coding region: 163-4338 (1391 amino acids)
Source: RefSeq, a predicted model, not a curated record
UCCAACGAAAUGGCAGGGCGCCGUCCGGCGUCUAUUUACAAUACAAGUUCAGUGUACGUGCUACUGCUAGCCAUCUACAUGCUGCUUCUUCAUAAUAACCGGAUUAGUAUGGUGAACUCAACUGGAGGGUUAGCCUUGGUACAGUAAAGUUUAGUCUGUCCAAUGGAGGGAGAUCCUAAGAAUCCUCCAACUCUUCCCAGUGGCGGUCCUCUCCUUCACAGUGCCCCCCAAACAAACCACCUCUCUCAAUACACCAGCCGCAAUCAUGAUGGAAAAUCUGCAAACCGAAGUGGAUGUAUUCAAGAGGUCAAUGAGAAAACGCCAAAGACAAAGGAACCAGAAGGACUGAACCGCAGAACAGCAGCUCCGAGUUCUCUUCGGCGACACGUUUUCCCCACUAAGAGAGAGAGGGAGACCAGCAUGGUUCAGGUAUCUCAAUCCCUGUCGGUAAAGUUGAUGAAAGCUGAUAUGACUCAUAAACCACAAAACCUCCAAAAGAGCACUUCAGACUUCAGCCUUGUGCCAGAGCAUGAUAAUAAGAACGAGGAUCAGGAAUGCAGAAUGAACAGAGCUGUUCCUUCCUGCUGUGCACAAAAUGUAGAUGAAUCUAAAGCUGGAGAGGUUGCUUUGGACCCCGAAGCCAUCCAAUCAGAUGGGGAGGAAGAGCGAGAUAUGGGUCCUAUCCCUAAGAGUCCAUCCCCAGUGAAAAGAUGGGUGAUUGGCCCAUUGUUUCAGUCGUUCAAAUCCAAGAUGGCCAGUUUCACAGAGAUUGUCAUGAGUCCGGUCAAACUCUUCAAACCCACAAACAUUCCGCAGUCAACUGUAAAUAUGGACUUCCCAGAGCGUCUGGAUACUGACCAAGUCGUAAACAGUAAACGCUAUGAAACUGUAAACUUAAAAGGUCAUUUGGAGAAGCCGGAUGAGAAUGAAUGCAUUAUAGCAGAUACAGAGACAGGACUACUCCAGAACCAGGACCUGGAUGACAAGGCUGGAUCCUGUAAAUCUCUGGACUCUAGCCAAGGUGGACUAGAAGCUCAAGGGAAGCACUUCCAUAGGUCAAGAGGACGAAGGGGAGCACGGAUUGCCGUCCAGAAACACCCUGUGGUUCAAAAACACCCUGCCGUCCAGAAACACCCUGUGGUUCAAAAACACCCUGCCGUCCAGAAACACCCUGUGGUUCAAAAACACCCUGCCGUCCAGAAACACCCUGUGGUUCAAAAAUUAAGUUUAGACUUAAAAAGCCGCCACCUUCUAGGGGAAGAUAAAUGUGCCUUUGAGAGGAGACAGAGCAUACUUGCAUCAAAUGAACCGAAUGACUCGAUGACUGAAAAGGAAACGAACAACAAUGAUUCUGUACCUUGUAAACGCAGUCGAUUACUCCAAAGUAGCAUCAAUUCAGGCCCCGAAUCAACAGAAUUAAAUUAUCCUUCUCUGUCCUCGCAACCCUCUGACGACACAAGUGCCUCAUGUGAAUCCAAGCUGAAGCCAAAUAUUCAAAUGGUGGAGCAGGUGGGUCUGGCGGGCGCUCAGCGGAAACCGUUGAGGAGAAAACGACACGUCAGUCACAAAUCUACGACCAAGAGCGGCUCUUCUAAGAUUGUGUCAUCUGAUAUGCCUUGUAUCUCUGCUGUUGCUGCAGAACUGCACUCUGCCAGCAGAUCGCCUGAAAUCGGUGGCGAACGGUUUGCUUUGAAAUGUGACUCGCAGUCAACAAUGAAUGAUUCUAAAGACGCUCAGAGUUCCGUCUUGUCCUCUGUGUAUUACACCCCCCCUGACUCUAUGUGUUCUCUGGAUGACAGUAGGAAAAAACAUACUGAGUUGCAUGGAAACCACAACGUGUUGGUUUGUGUCGCACAGUCACACAUAUCUGUCAAAAAUAGCCCUGAGAAAACGUCGACAGAUAAUGGAAAAGGCACUGCCCCGGAUAUGGGUCACUCUUUUAAGCCACUUCCACAGCAGGUAGAAGAGAGUGAGGGAAAGCGUGAAGUGGGAAGUACAAAGAGGGAAAGGAAAUUGAAAGUCACUGCAUUGACAGAUGUUGAGAGAAAUGUUGAGAAAAGGAAAAGAGUGAAGCUUGUGAGAGGAGAGGAAUGCAAAGGGCAGUUGGAGAGGGAAGGGUUAGCUGGGGUUGAAAGUUGCACUCUGGCAUCCUUAGACCACAAAGAGCAUUUAGAAUAUUCCAGGCCAAGGAUGUUAAGGAAACAAGGGAGUGCCAAAUCUCAGUAUCAAAAGUUGACUCCCAAAACGGCAAGUAGUACUACCGUGGAUGUGGUAAUUCAGGAACUUCCUGAGACGAUCACAGCCGUGAUAAAAAAAGACAAAGGAACUGGACGAAAGGGUAAUGUGAAGCUAAAUGUGUCUCUCCCAGCAAAAGCAACAACAAGUACAACUGAUCUAGAGGAUCCCACAGUUAUGAAAAGCACUGACAGUUUGACAAGGGGUAACCCAAAGGGUAAAAGGAAUAUGAUCAGUAAGGAGCAGGAAUGCUUUUCAAGCACCAAAAGAUUAAAGCAACAAAAGAACACUUGUUACAGUCACAGUGAGUCUGGCUCUAUGGAGCCGAACACUACACCGAUGGUAAAACCCACACUGAAUGACCCAAGUUCUGGAGGCUUUGGCCAGGAUACCAAGGCACGAUCAGAGACAUCCAGAACACUAGAAAAUGUAUAUCCUAAGAACAGAAACUUGGCAACGGAUGAAAUGAAGCCCUCUCGGAAUGGAAGGAAAUGUUGCACAGCCAUGCAGUCUGACCCAUCGUCAGGGUACGAUGAGAGGACAUGGUCUUUACCUUGUGGUGCUUGUCCUCAACUGGCAGUCAAAUUGAAUAAGCAUGCAGUGCAAAGGUUCAUUGAUGACGCAAGAAAUGGCAGUAAGGAGAGCAUGGAAGAGGUAGUGCUUCUUCACAGCCGGAAAGUGACAGUUGACGUGAAGCAGCAUAAAAAAGAGGAAGAGGGUAGUGAACAACUUGGCAAAGCUGCUGCCGAACUAAGACGCCACGUGAGGGAGCACAGGAAGAAGCCAAGGAAAGCUUAUAACCAAAGGAGAAGGCGUAGGGCUUUGUCCGUGAGCAAGGUUGAAGUAGAGGCGGGGGGAAAGGGGGAGGAGAUGCAUGGAGUGUCAGGUGACCAGUUGGAUGCGGUCGGAGUAGGAGCAUGUUCUUCAGAUCCUGGCGUCCUGACCAGGCGUCUGCUGCGUCGCCACUCCUGUCCAGAGAUCCUCUCCCUCCUUCACCACGACUCUCCCUGGAACGCUUCGUCGCUGUCGCCACACCGAGCCUGGACACUCCCCUUACACCGACACCCGUCUCCUCAUGCCCCUCAUCCUCUCAGAUCCUCCAGGCGUGCCCGUAGACACACUGUCUGUAGUGUGGAAGUGGAGCGGGAGAUCGCCCCUUUGUGUUUGCGAAAGGAGGUGUAUCCCACAAGAAGAUGCAGUCCCUACGGCAGCAAGGUUCACCUCCUGUCUCCCAGUGUACCUCUCUCCCCAUCCAUCUCCCUCUCAGCCCAGGCCUCACGUUUUCUGUCCAGCCCCCUGGCCUUCCUCUCCAGGAAAAGGGAUAAAAGUGUUGUUGCUUCCUCUCUCCCCCCUAGUGUUUUCACCAGCUCUUCGCCUUCAUGCUCCUCUCUGUGGCACCAGUUUCCUGGUUCGAAUCUAACCACCCUCUCGAGGUCCACAUCUUCAACUUCAGUUUCCUCCCUUUGCAAUGCCUUGUCACAGAUUCCCCUGGAGGGUGAGAGUGAGACAAGGCAGCAAAGUGAUGAUGAUGAUGGGGAGGACACAAGCUGCUCCAGUCAAGAGUUUGAAUCAAUGGGGAUGAGGGAGGAGAAAGCUUUGUCUGAUUCCGAAAUCAAGAUGGGGAGCUGCAAGAACGAGGAACGGGGAAAGGUGUCAUCCAUUAGAAUUCGCAAAACGUUACCCAAACCCCAGAAGAACCUAACGCCCAUGGGCUUACCCAGGCCUGUGAGGCUGAAAAAGAAGGAGUUCAGUUUAGAGGAGAUCUACACCAACCAAAACUUCACCAAGCCCCCUGAGGGCCGGUUGGAGACCAUUUUUGAGUUGCCACUAAAUCGUCGGAAUGGUUCUCAGUCCCUCAUUGGUCAGAAGCGUUUGAAGCGUUUUGUAGAGUUCCCAGAGGUAGGAGUGGCCAGAAAGCCCAGGAAGUCCCUUGUAGGUGCUGGGAAAGUUGGAAUGACUUCUACUGUUGGUAGACCACGACGAGGAAAUGUCCCCAACUCUAAAGAUGAUCCCCCCCUCAGUUUGCAAGACCUUGACUCACUACUUUGCUCUAAGCUUGACGAACUGGACUACUGGUUAGCUCUCAACCAGGAAACAUCUUGACAAUCGACAAGUAUCAGGGAGAAGUCGUGGCAGACGGUGGCACAUUCACAUUUUCUUAAACAGGUGCUUUUCAACCAACAUCAAGCUGCACUUCCAUCUUGUUCAGUGUCUUUGUGACCUUGUUUACAAUCAGUGCCGUUUUAGUGGAUUAUUGCUAUUAAAUGGAUAAUUGAAGAAUUGCAUUAUUGCCCUGUGUACUGUAGCAUUUGAGAAGGAUUAUGGAGUGAAGGAGUAUUGGGCUGAUGAGACUGUUAGUAGAAAAUAUGGUGCACAAGACACUGGGCCAAUGCGCUAAUGCAAAUGGUAUUGCCGGUUUAGGUCGUUUUAUUAUACGGCACAUGCAGCGGUACACAUUCAUGUCUCAUUAUUGAGAUGGAUGCAUGGGGGUUAUACAUCAGUAUAAGUUCCUUUUCACCUAAAUCACAGCUUGUGGAUGUAAACUUUCUAUAAUCAAUGAGCUCAAUAGCUAAGCUGCACUGAAUCUUCAGUCAAAACUCUGCCCUUGUGUCUUGGAGAACAUGCUAUGUUCACUUGUCUUGAGUGACAUGCGUUUACUCCAUUGACCCUGUAAAGUCAUUUGCUGCUUUUUCGUGCUUUAAGAUGACAGCUUUUUUUCAGCCUUAAUAUCUUUAACUGUGUUUUUUGAUUGUAUAAAUAAUAAUUGAAGAAAGCCGUCCGUUCUCUAAAUAAUGGGUCAUUCACCCAUUGUCUCAUCACUAGUUUGUCUUUCAUAACUGCUUUUUUAUAUUUUAUUGCCUUUGUAUAUUUGUCAUUCGUGGUUUUCUAAGUGUGUGAGGUAUUGUAUUUCCAGAGACCUUUAUGUUUGCUUGCUUUACCUAUUUGUGAUGCAUGAAAGUGUUGUUUUUUUACCUUAAGGUUUACCAUGAUAAUUCAUGAUGUGGUACACAUUGGUUGUAUUUCUUGUUGCAACCAGAGAAAGAACAAAAGAAUGAAUGUGUGUAUAUUAAUGACCCCGACACAGAGCUUUCUACAAAAAUCUUUGUAAGUAGACAUUUCUGUUACAGUAGUUCUUUACCUUUUCUUAAACAACAUGCAAUGCAAUUAUCAAAAAUAAAGCACAUUUAGUUACAUUAUGUAAUAAAUUAUGUAAUAAAGUUGGUAACAAUUUAACCGAAA